CCCCCCUUCCCCGCGCCGCCGCCUUCCUCCAUAUUGAGCGCCGCCGUCAUUCCACGGUCAGAUUUUUGGGAGGCAUCCACCCCGGUCUCGACCACCAGCCAGCACACCUACCCAGCCAGCCAGCCUGACGUAGCACUGUCAAAAAUCACACCACCGCCCUCUUCCACUGCAGCACUCUGCACCACACACCACUCACUCACACCGCUGUACCCCGCGACAACGACGAAGACGGCACCCCGCCCAUCGCACCGCACUCGCCCCGGCCCCAACCCGACUGUCCCGAUAGCGACCAGCCAAAAGUCCAAAAUCGCCCCUGUCUACGCGACCCACCCACCAACCCCGAACAUCCUCGACGCGGUACACCCGACGACGACGCUACUCAACUACCCCUGUAACUCGAGAAAACGAACGUGCAUAGCCACAUCACCGCAAUGUCGCCCGCUGCCGCGUACCCCGCCAUCAAGCUCUUUGCCGGCUCGUCCCACCCCGAGCUCGCGCAGCUCAUCGCCAAGCGCCUCAACAUCCCCCUCGCGCGCGCCAACGUCUCGCAGCCCCCCUCGGGCGAGACCAAGGUCACGAUCGUCGAGAGCGUGCGCGACUACGAUGUGUACAUUCUCAACACUGGCGCCGGCGCCGUCAACACCUCCCUCAUGGAGCUGUGCAUCAUGAUCCACGCGUGCAAGAUUGCCUCGGCCCGCCGCAUCACGGCCAUCAUCCCCCACUUCUUCUACGCGCGCCAGGACAAGAAGGACAAGUCGCGCGCCCCGAUCACCGCCAAGCUUGUCGCCAACAUGCUGCGCGAGGCGGGUUGUGACCAUGUCAUUACCAUGGACCUGCACGCAUCACAGAUCCAGGGCUUCUUCGACGUGCCCGUUGACAACCUCUACGCCGAGCCAUCAAUGAUCCAGUACAUGAAGACGCACAUCGACAUCAAGAACUGUGUCAUUGUCUCGCCCGACGCCGGUGGUGCCAAGCGCGCCACGUCGAUUGCCGACCGACUCAACGUCGACUUUGCCCUGUUCCACAAGGAGCGGAAACGCGCCAACGAGGUCUCGCGCAUGGUGCUCGUCGGCUCGGUCAAGGGCAAGGUCGCCGUGCUCGUCGACGACAUGGCCGACACGUGCGGCACGCUCGGCCUCGCUGCGCGCCACCUGAUCGAGGCUGGCGCCACAAAGGUGUACGCCUUUGCUACGCACGGCAUCUUGUCGGGCCCCGCACUCAAGGUCAUCUCGGAGAGCGGCAUGGAGAAGCUUGUCAUCACCAACACGAUCCCACAAUCGCACAAUGUCGCAAAAUGCGACAAGAUUGACGUUGUCGACGUCAGCCCCGUGCUCGCCGAGACCCUGCGCCGCUCCCACUUUGGAGAGUCGGUCUCGUACCUCUUCCACGAGGUGCCGUUUGCCAACGGCGUUCCCUAGUCGCCCAGUCGCGGUAACCUAAAAAUUGUCCUGUGCUGUGUGUACGUUAGAGUUGAGGACGACUCGUGUGAUGCAUCAAAGUGAGCUAGUGAG
Molecule: messenger RNA, 1511 nt
Organism: Vanrija pseudolonga
Lineage: Eukaryota; Fungi; Basidiomycota; Tremellomycetes; Trichosporonales; Trichosporonaceae
Product: Ribose-phosphate pyrophosphokinase 2
Exons: 5
Coding region: 432-1418 (328 amino acids)
Biological process (GO): 5-phosphoribose 1-diphosphate biosynthetic process; ribonucleoside monophosphate biosynthetic process; purine nucleotide biosynthetic process
Cellular component (GO): ribose phosphate diphosphokinase complex; cytoplasm
Molecular function (GO): ribose phosphate diphosphokinase activity; magnesium ion binding
Source: RefSeq, a predicted model, not a curated record